Molecule: messenger RNA, 1866 nt
Organism: Conger conger (European conger)
Lineage: Eukaryota; Metazoa; Chordata; Actinopteri; Anguilliformes; Congridae
Gene: ngs
Product: notochord granular surface
Exons: 11
Coding region: 1-1734 (577 amino acids)
Biological process (GO): skeletal muscle organ development
Cellular component (GO): intermediate filament; sarcolemma; cell-cell junction
Source: RefSeq, a predicted model, not a curated record
AUGAGUCGCAGCCCAGAAAGGAUGUCAUCGUACCGCCGGCAUUUCGAAGAGGGCAUGGCUUCAGCCUUCCAGGUGCGGGUGUCCAGCCCCUCGCCUCCCCGUGUCCGGCACCGCUCCGCCAGCUACAGCCGUAGCGCCGUAGCAACCACCCUGCGAGCUGACAGCAUGGGCCGGAGAAACUUCUCUGGUACUCGCAGGUCGCACCUCACCAGUGCCAGCAGCAUGGGGGUGCUGUGUCUGGGUGUUGGAAUGGGGGCCACCCUUGAUCUGGAUGCGGCGGCUGCAGAGAAUCAGGCCUUCCUCAGCACACGGACCUCGGAGCGCCAGGAGAUGGUGGUACUUAACGACAGGCUGGCCGCCUACAUUGAGAAGGUGCGGACACUUGAGCAGCAGAACAAGCAGCUGGAGUCAGAGAUUGCAGCCCUGCAGAAUCGCUAUGUGAAGCCCUCCGGCCUACGGAUGCUCUAUGAGGAACAGCUGAAAGAGCUGAAGAGGAUCGCAGACCAGAUGAAAGCACAGCGGGAUAUGGCUGUUGCCGCAAAGGAGGCAAUGGCAGGUCAACUAGAGAUGCUCAAAGCCAAGUAUGAGGAGGCGGUGGAGGCCAGGAAGAAGGCAGAGCAGGAGAUCGAAGCUUUCCGUCCGGAUGUUGACGCAGCUACCUCUGCACGCAUUGCCCUUGAGAAGCAACUGGAGAACCUUGAAGCAGAACUACUCUUCCUCCAGAGGGUUCACAAAGAGGAAAUUGAGGAGCUGAUGAAGCAGAUUUAUAGUGCAGUUGCUAAAACUGAGGUGGCCUUCUCCCUCCCUGACCUCGCUGCUUCUCUCAAACUAAUACAGUCCCAGUAUGAUGAGAUCGCUGCCAAGAAUUUACAGGAAAUGGAUGCUUGGUAUAAAACAAAAUUUGAGGACUUGAGCAACGCCUCAACUAAACACGUUGAAAGAGUUCGAAGUGUCAGAGAAGAAAUGGCAACCUGUAAGAAAGAUAUUCAGAACAAAGAGCGCGAGCUGGAGUCUUUGAAAACCAGAAACGAGACACUGGAAGCACAGAUCCGUGAUGCACUAGAAAAAUACAAGAAGGUGGAGGAUGAUCUUAAGGCAAAGAUUGAGGCUCUUACUGCUGAACUGAAAUCCAUUAAGGAGAAAAUUGCACUUCACCUCCGUGAAUAUCAAGACUUACUGAACAUCAAGAUGGCCCUUGAGAUUGAAAUCACAACAUACAGGAAACUGAUCGAGGGGGAGGACUUGAGGCUGAGCAGUAUGGUCCGGAACCUAUCCCUCAUGAGCAGCAGCAUGACUGCCACAGCAGCCAUGAGCUCCACAGUGAUAGGGAGCUCUGUGGUGGUGGGGAGCUCCAUGGCGACAGUAAGCUCCACGUCAGCAGUAAGCUCCACGUCGGCAGUGAACGGGGCCCUGGAGAGUGCCCUGGGGAACGGCCAGGGGAAUGGCCAGGCAAACGGCCAGGGGAACGGCCUUGGUGAGGGCCAGGGGAACGGCCAGGGGAACGGGCAGGGGAAUGGCCUUGGUGAGGGCCAGGGGAACGGAAGUGAGGACAACGCCCAGGAGAGCCAGCUGGAAGCCGCUGAGAGCGUUGUCACAGAACAAGCAGUGGAGAUGACUGAGAGGAAGACUGUGCUCAUCAGAACAGUUAAAACAGAAGAUGAUAUGAUGCAAAGCGACACCCAUGAGCAAACAAUCAUCAUAUCCGGCGCCGCUGAUGAAACUGAAGAUGAUUAGAGCAGGAAGACCAACACAUCCACCCGCCUUAAACCCUCUAUAGUUUAGCACUGAUGGUCGUAACCCGGUCCUUCACCCUAACUGCUGAAUUGGCUGACAGUUGACGGAUUCCCUUCGUAGCAUCAGUCUGUC